AUGGGUAAGGCAGAGUUUGGAACAGCCAAGUAUAUCAGCAAACAAUUAAAAGCUAGAGGUCUUCAAAAGCUUCGAUAUUAUUGCCAAGUAUGUAAAAAGCAAUGUAGGGAUGAAAAUGGGUUUAAAUCACACAUCCGGUCACCUCAUCAUUUGAAGAUGAUAUCCAACGUGAAUGAGACUGAUAUUCAAGAGUAUACACAAUUAUUCGAAAAGGAUUUUCUUCGGUUGCUAAGAACUUCUCAUGGUGAAAAGAAAAUCGAAGCAAACAAAUUUUAUAAUGAAUUCAUUCAAGAUAAAGAUCAUAUACACAUGAACUCUACUACAUUUACUUCUCUUACGAAAUUUAUACAGCACUUAGAAAAGACAGGCAAAAUACAGAUACAUGUUGAUAAAGCAAGCGUUAAUGACGGAGAAUUGGUUGGGAAUAAUAUUGAUAUGGGGCAAAGUUUAAUAAGUUAUAUCGAUCGAUCUCAAAAUGCUAUUGAGCAUAAUGAAAAAAUAAGAGCAUUAGAAAAUGGUCAAAAGACAGAACAAGAAAUAAAACAUAUCUUACUCAAACAGCAGAUAGAGAGGGCAAAAAAACAGGAACUAGAAGAUAAACUUGACGGAGAUGUAUCUAAAAAUAACGAUGUACCUGAAGAGGAAUUUAAUGGCAAGAUAUCAAUAAAUUUAAAUUCCAGUAGCAAAACCUCCGAUACAAACACUCAGAAUAAAGUGAAGAAACAAAAAAGAAAGAAGAAAAAUGUUUUUAAAUCAUGA
Molecule: messenger RNA, 759 nt
Organism: Henningerozyma blattae CBS 6284
Lineage: Eukaryota; Fungi; Ascomycota; Saccharomycetes; Saccharomycetales; Saccharomycetaceae
Gene: RTS2
Product: Rts2p
Exons: 1
Coding region: 1-759 (252 amino acids)
Biological process (GO): DNA replication; DNA damage response
Cellular component (GO): nucleus
Molecular function (GO): double-stranded DNA binding
Source: RefSeq, a predicted model, not a curated record